Peromyscus eremicus (cactus mouse) is the source of this 1048-nucleotide messenger RNA. Its product is annotated as tyrosine-protein phosphatase non-receptor type substrate 1-like. The coding region runs from base 27 to 506 and encodes 159 amino acids. The record is from RefSeq and is a predicted model, not a curated record. The transcript is spliced from 3 exons. Lineage: Eukaryota; Metazoa; Chordata; Mammalia; Rodentia; Cricetidae. Gene Ontology annotation, cellular component: plasma membrane. Gene Ontology annotation, biological process: positive regulation of T cell activation; positive regulation of phagocytosis.
GUUCCCAUCAGGAUGAGUACUAACUGAUGUUUCCUGCAGGAGGAGAUAUCAGGGAGAACCUGAAGGUGAUUCAGCCUGAGAAAUCAGUUUCUGUCUCUGCUGGAGCAUCAGCCACUCUGAACUGCACUGUGACCUCCCUGCUCCCUGUGGGGCCCGUGAAGUGGUUCAGGGGUACAGGGCAGAGUCGAUACCUAAUAUAUAGUUUCACAGGAGAGAAGUUCCCCAGAGUCACAUAUGUUAAAGAUCCCACAAAGAGAAACAACCUGGACUUUUCCAUCCGCAUCAGUAAUGUCACACCUGCUGACGCUGGCACCUACUACUGUGUGAAGAUCGACAAAGCAGACUCUGACAAGGAGCUUCGGUCUGGGGGAGGCACCGAGUUGAAUGUACUUGAACUGAAGACGUCAGAUACUGCUGAAAUCCUUGUAGCUGUGUUCCUUGGACCCAAACUGUUACUGGUAAUUGGUGCCUUUGCCAUCUACAUGCACAAGAAGCAGAAGGCCUGACUGGUCUCAGACUACAAAAAGUUGGUGAGAAGCUGUGGAAGACUGCUCCGAAUGCCUCCCUUACAAGGACAACUCCAACUCAGAAUUCCCUAUUGUUCCACUAUAAGCAUUGAUAGCUCACAGUUCCAAUGCUGUAGUUAUUGGAUUCUGUUCUUGGGGUUCUUAAUCUCAGUAAUAAAAGAAUUUAAGGAAGAACUCAAGUAAAAGUUCAAAUAUAACCUGUCAAGUUUUGAGGGAAAAUUCCAAGUUCAGGCAAGUAUACACCUCACAGAAGAGGAGAACGGAGAAGUAAAGGGAAAACAUACUCACACUGUUUAAGAAGAUGUGGAAGUCAGACACAUGGUGAACAAACUUCUACAGGGUGAAAAGGUGGCAUUUAUAGAAAAAGUAAGGAAGCCUAAAUUAUCAGAAAAGGUAUACUUAGAUUCAGCCAGCAUCCAAAAUCCAAAAGAAAGUGACAGACAGAAAGAAAAAGCAAGUGUUGUUUAGUCUGAUCUGGCCACACUGAGUUAGACAGACCCACUUGAACCUCAACAUACCAU